Aedes albopictus (Asian tiger mosquito) is the source of this 2741-nucleotide messenger RNA. RefSeq lists its product as uncharacterized. Lineage: Eukaryota; Metazoa; Arthropoda; Insecta; Diptera; Culicidae. The transcript has 2 exons. The coding region runs from base 818 to 1744 and encodes 308 amino acids. The record is from RefSeq and is a predicted model, not a curated record.
CCGGAACGUUACGUCCGUAUUAAAAAAAUACACAAACAUGAUUUGCACAACAAUCCGCUCAAUCUAGUUUCAAACACUACUGAUGGAAACCACUGGGCAUUAUCAUAGUGACCAUUUUUUUCCACUGGGAUUUUCAUCUGUCACUUUCAUGAAUGAAGGAAAAUUCAAUCGAGCUCCAUUCAUAGCCGUAAACAAAAAAGUGAACCGCAGUAUCUGUGAAGUGUUUUUAUCAACGACUGGAAACCAUGGACCGGGGAAAGACGGUUGAAAAACUUUUCGAGGUUUUUUGUAAGGCCUACCCUCUGAAGAGUCGCCAGGCAAAUCAGGAUGCAUGCCACGCGUUUUGGAGAGCGAUUAAAGAUAAACCAGACUGUGACCAUUUGGCGCGCCUUAAGAUUCUAGAACUUCAAUCCAAAGCUAAGGCGCCGAGCGGAACCCUGAUGAAGUUCUUCAAAGCUGCACCUUUGCCGAGCACUUCUUCAAAACCCCCCAGCACUUCGAUCGAAACACCAGAAAUUGUUCCGGACUCUGAUGCAGCUGCUGGUUCAUCAAAGCCAACAAGCAAACCUGCCACGGAAACCACAGUAGCAACUGCGAAGUACGCGUGCCCAAAGCAAGACCAACUAAAAAAAGAGCAAGAAGCCGUCACUGCCGAAAUCAAUUGCUUGCUGUUGCGGGAGCGUAAUGCUAUAAUAUCGGAAGGCCAGGAAAAGGAGCUGAAAGCACUACAGAACAAAAAAAGAACAUCGAGACAACAUUAACAAAACUGAAAUUGGAUCAGGAAAGACAGAAGCAGUUCCGUUCGCAAAGAAAACGGAUGUUGGACAAAAUGUGUGAGACUACACCAGGAUUAGCAAAGAAGCUGAAAUUUCGAAAGGACGUGGGACGCCCAGCAGUGGAGACUGAUCAACCACAAUUCAUAAAAACCCUGUUAGAUAUUGCCCGGCACGGCGCUUCAGCUGAUGAUCGUCGAAGGUUCGAAUUCACAUUUAUAUAUGCUCUUGAAGUGUGCCACAAUGUUUUUUUUUUCUUUUUCAGAUUCGAAACACUGCGCACCGUCAAAACGUUGGAUGAGCUCACGGAAGGAUUACGUAAUGCUGGCUUCGAGGUUUGCAGGACGUCGGUUUAUUAUCGUCUUCUUCCACGGAACUCUAAUACGACGGAUGGUAAACGCCACGUGAGGGCGGUACCGGUGAAGCUGAUGAAGCCUGGCAAGGAUCUGCAUCGCACACACGAAGAUGGUUUUUUCUGCACGGCCUCAAUGAAUGCGUUGGACGAGUUGGCUGCGUUGUUAGGACCAACGGAGGUGGCCAAGCUUAGCGUCGACGACAAGGCUCGGGUGCCUCUUGGUAUGGCAGCUGCUACCAGCCAGUCGCCUUUGCUGAUGCACAUGCAGUAUCGAGUGCGCCUUCCUGACCACGACUGGGCGGUGGCGGACAGGCACAAAUUAAUUCCGUCAGUGUACGCGGGGGUCAUGAUACAAGAAAAUUCAUUCGGUGAUACAGCAGGUGUGACGUACUCGAGGCCUACUCAUGUGGCUAUCAGAUCUGGAAAGCAUAGCAAGUCCACAGCAUACAGUCAUGCUAGAGAUCUGGACCACUUGUUUGAAUUGCCAGAUUUCGAUUCAAUCCUUAACACACCUAACGGAGAUCCCAAGCCGGUUCUCUUCCUUUCUGUAGAUGGGGUCCUGAUGAGAACCCGCGUUUUCAGAAAAAUAUUGAAAUCGCGAUUCACCAUUUCAUGAGCAAAAAUCUUGAUUGUUUGUUCAUAUGCACAAACGCACCUGGCCGAAGUGCUUUCAACCCGGUUGAAAGGCGAAUGGCUCCCCUUUCGCGCCAGUUAUCCGGGGUCGUGCUACCGCAUGAUCACUUCGGGAGCCAUUUGGAUUCAAGUGGAAAAACAGUCAACACGGAACUGGAAGUACAAAACUUCAAACACGCUGGGCAGUGUUUGGCGGAAGUAUUUUCGUCAGUAAUUAUUGAUGGAUAUACAGUGACAGCUGAAUUUGUCGAAACUUCUAAUUCCAAAAUUCUAAAAAGUGGCAUGCUCAUAGCAAAAGCAGAAUGGGUCAGCAGGCAUGUGCGAUCAUCGCAGUAUUUACUGCAGAUAGUAAAAUGCAAAGAUCUGGAAUGCUGUACUGCAUUUAGAAGUGCAUAUCCACGUUUUGUGAAAAGUCGUUUUUUGCCUGCACCGGUUCCACUCUGCUAUGCACCCGAUUUGCAGAUUUCAACCGAUGCCAACGCAAAAAAGUUUGCUACACUUUGCCAAAAUCUGGCUUUCUUUAACUUGGAUGUACCUUACGACCAGUACUGCCCAUCAGUAGCUGGGAAGUUGGAUACACGUGUUUGCAGUGAGUGUGGACUGUACUGCGCUACGACAGUGCUGCAGAAGAAGCACCGAGUUGUGCACAAAACCAUUCGUCGCAAAAUUGCCAACAAAAAGGAGAUUCAACCUGUUGCAGAAGAAUUGGUCAGGGUUGAUCUUGAGGACUCGGAUGACGAGAAAUUUGAGGUAGAGUGGCUGGACACGGCAGAACCCGAUCCUGUUGCUACGGAUGAAGAAGACAUUGUGUACGAUGUUGAGUACCUCGAUGAAGCUUUACCCGUGGUAACAAUGGAAGAGCACUUCUCAGUUCCUUGGGCAGAAGAUGACAACAACUGAAAUGUUAAUGGACAUGGUUGUUUUGUUUUUUAUCUCGGUUUUUAUAACAUUUAUUCAUGCUGUAUUUUUUUUUGUUAUCU